This is a messenger RNA of Chironomus riparius, 8491 nucleotides long. NCBI's taxonomy places the organism in Eukaryota, Metazoa, Arthropoda, Insecta, Diptera, Chironomidae. The record is from the annotation of a GenBank genome assembly.
AUGGUGUGAACAACAGGAUGAUAUGAAUGGAACUAAUGUGCAUAAAACGUAGACAUGAAAAUGGGUGGAUGUGGCCUUUUGAAGGCUAUAGCCCUAUACUUGUUGUUCACGUAUGCAAUCAGAGAUGUAGCUUUACUAGAUUUGCAAGGCCCAAUUUUUGUUCAUGAACCACCACAUAAGAUAGAAUUUUCUAACAAUACAGGCGGACACAUUCAUUGCUCUGGACACGCAAAUCCGUAUCCUGAGGUUGAAUGGACACCGCCUGUUCAUAGUCAUGAUUUGGUGAAAAUUUAUUCGAAUGGUACUCUCGUAUUUCAUCCUUUUGCUGUUGAAAAAUAUCGCCACGAAAUACAUGCUUCAGUAUAUAGGUGCAAAUUGAAGAAUUUAGUAGGAGUAAUUUUAAGUAGAGAAGUUCAUGUUAAAGCAGUUAUUGAUCAAAAAUACACGGUUCAGGUGCAUGACGAAUAUGUAAUUUUGGGAAAUACUGCUGUCUUAAAAUGCCAAGUGCCAAGUUAUGUGUCUGAUUAUGUUGUUGUAACUGCUUGGAUCUUAAAUACUGGAGUUCAUUUAUAUCCGAAUACGGAUAUUGGAGGAAAAUAUAAUGUAAUUUCAAAUGGUGAUUUAUAUAUAACGAAUGUAGGUCCAAAUGAUGCUCACACGACAUUCUUAUGUCGAACAACGCAUCGUCUAACUGGCGAGAUACAACAAAGUACAUAUCCAUCUAGAAUUAUAGUAACAGAACCUAAAGGUUAUGUACAACCACGUAUAAAUGUAGAAAAACAGACAACAAAACAUGCAAAUGUCAAUGGACAAAUUGUUCUAUCUUGUAUAGCGCAAGCAAAUCCACCACCUAGUUACAAAUGGUUCAAAGAAAUCAAUGACCAACUCCUGCCACUCGCAUUGAAUGAACGAAUUUAUGUCAUAAGUGAUGGACUAUUAAAAAUAUCUAAAGUAAAAUUGGAAGAUAGCGGAAAAUAUUUGUGCUUUGUAAAUAAUAGUGCAGGCGAAGAGACAAUUCAAAUUUCCUUAACUGUGACAAAUCCACUUUCCGUUCAUUUACAACCUCAAGUGCAAACAAUUGACGUAGACAAAAACGCUGAGUUUCAAUGUAUUAUAAAUGGCUCUCCAAUCGAUAAAGUGAUAUGGAUGCACAAUGGAAAGCCACUUAUUAAUGACAACCGUAUUGAAAUCCAUUCCGAUUCGCGAUUGCUUAUAAGGAAAAUUCAAAAAGAGGAUCAAGGCAUGUAUCAGUGUUUCGUAUCUAACGAAUGGGAACAAGCACAAUCCACUGCAGAAUUACAGCUCGGAGACGCGACACCGGAGUUAGUUUAUUGGUUUUCCGAGCAAACGCUUCAACCGGGUCCAUCAGUUUCAUUAAAAUGUGUUGCCACGGGUCAUCCACCACCACAAUUCGUAUGGAAGUUAGAUGGAUUUCCAAUUCCUGACAACUCUCGUUUUCUCGUCGGACAAUAUGUCACAAUACAUGAUGAUGUAAUAUCUCAUGUGAAUAUAUCCAACAUAAAGGAAGAAGAUGGUGGCGAGUAUUCAUGUAUUGCACAAAACAAUAUAGGAAAGAUAUCCCAUAGCGCACGAGUUAAUGUGUAUGGUGUACCAUUCAUUCGAGAAAUGCCUAAAAUUACAGGCGUGUCAGGUUCCGAUUUGAAAGUCCAAUGUGCCGUGUCAGGCUUUCCGAUUGAAUCAAUUGUGUGGGAACGUGAUGGACAGACAUUGCCGAUUAAUCGAAGACAACGGGUAUAUAACAAUGGAACAUUAAUUAUUGAGCAAUUACAACGCUCGGAGGAUGCAGGAACUUAUACAUGCAUGGCACAAAAUAAACAGAGUCAGAUAUCUCGUCGUAAUGUCGAAAUUCAAGUUCUCGUUCCACCACGAAUUAUGCCGAUUCAAUCAAUGACAAAUAUGCUGAGAGAAGGAAUGAGGGCGGCUAUAUCAUGUCAAAUACUUGAGGGUGACUUGCCAGUGUCAUUUCGAUGGGAAAGGAAUAAUAAACAAAUUCUUGGGACUGGAAAUGAGAUUGUUAGAAGACUUGAUGAAUAUUCAACGAGUCUUGUCAUUGAAAGAAUUUCAUCUGAAUAUUCUGGAAAUUAUACAUGCACGGCUAACAAUGUGGCAGGAUCUGAAAAAUUCACGGUACCCUUAACAGUUAAUGUUCCACCAAAAUGGAUUACUGAACCGAAAGAUUUGAAUGUACAGGCUGGACAAGAUAUCUUACUUAAUUGUGAGGCAGAAGGUUUUCCUGUACCAACAAUAACAUGGAAAAAAGCUAUUGGAAAUACACCCGGGGAUUAUAAAGAUUUUUUAUUUGAACCAAACAUUAUUUUAAAGACGAACGGUUCACUUCUUUUUAAGAAAAUCACAAAAACAUCACAAAGCUAUUAUCUAUGCGAGGCAAAGAAUGGCAUUGGAAGUGGAGUUAGUAAGGUGAUAUUUUUAAAAGUUAAUGUUCCGGCACAUUUUACAGUGAAAAGUAAACAAGUUUAUAUUGCAAAGGGGAAGCAAGUGCAUCUACAAUGUAAUGUAGUAGGUGAUAAUACUAUCGAUGUAAAAUGGAAAGUUCAAACAACGCAACAUUAUAUAGAUGAUUCAACAGAUAUUCGAUAUUCAAUAAGAGAACAGACACUGGAUGAUGGAAUGGUCUCAGAAUUAGGUAUAUCACAUACAUAUCGUCAAGAUUCAGGCAUUUAUAUUUGUAUAGCUAAUAAUGCAUAUGGACAAGAUGAAUUAAUGAUACAAUUAGUUGUACAAGAAGUUCCAGAAGCACCAAAAAAUUUACGAAUAAAUUUACAACAAUCAAGAACAAUUCAAAUUUCAUGGAAUAUACCAUUUAGUGGCAAUAGUCCAAUAGAGGAAUAUAUCGUACAAUUUAAGCCUAUUUCUGAGAGUUGGCAGAACGCCGAAAAGGUCACAAUUGCAGGAUCUGAUAUUCAAGCAACAAUCAUAAAUCUUCGACCCGCUCGAACUUACCAUGUACGGUUGAGUGCUGAAAAUAAAUUUGGAUCUUCAGAACAUUCAGAAAUCAUACAAGUAACAACAUUGGAAGAAGUCCCAAGUGGUCCACCGACAAAUGUUAAGGCCGAGACGAGAAGUUCAACAGAAAUUUAUGUAUCAUGGGAAGCACCGGAGAAGGAAAUGUGGAAUGGAAAUUUAUUAGGCUAUUAUGUUGGCUUCCAGUUAGUCCAUAAUAUAAGAAAUCGUAACGAAAUGACCCCUACUGCGGAUUAUAAUUUCAAAACUGUUGAAGUGCAAGCACAUUUCGGCGGAGAUAUUGUUCUGUCUAAUUUACAUAAAUAUUCAACAUAUAAAAUUGUUGUACAAGCAUAUACAAGCCAAGGCAGUGGACCAACGUGUAAAGAAAUUCUUAUAAGCACAUCUGAGGAUGUUCCAUCGUCUGCACCUGAAAAUCCAAAAUGUGAUGUAUUAAGCUCAACAUCGAUUUAUGUGACUUGGUCUCCACCACAUGUCGAGAGCCAAAAUGGGAAAAUUCGUGGCUAUAAAAUAAUAUUUGUACCUUCCGAGGACUAUUAUGAUAAGCAGCCACAUGUUGCAACAACCACGAAUCAAUAUUAUACAAUUGAGAAUGCAAUGAAAUUUACAAAUUAUACAAUUAGUGUUUUAGCGUAUACAUCGGUUGGCGAUGGAGUAAAGACCAAAGAAUUUUAUUGUAUAACAAAUGAGGACUUACCAUCUGCUCCGCAAAGUAUUAAGGCAAUUCCUUCUUCAAGUUCAAAUAUUAUUGUUUCAUGGUUGCCUCCGAAAUAUAGGAAUGGUGAUAUUACUGCUUACACAUUUUACAUGGCCGUAGUUGAAGGUGGUAGGGAUGAAGGAAUGCACAAAAGAAUUUUGCCACCAAAUAUUGAACAGCACGAAACACGAAGACUCCAAGAGCUGGCAACUUAUCAAUUUUGGAUUACAGCAUCCACAAAAACGGGUGAAGGUGAAAAAUCGGAAAUAGUUGUUGUACAACCAAAUAAUAAAGUUCCAGCUCGAAUUGUCUCUUUUGGUCGCCUUAUUGUAACACCAUGGAAAGAGGAUCUUGCAUUGCCAUGCAAAAAAGUCGGAGCUCCACUGCCUAGUGUACUAUGGCAACAAGAUUCUGCACAUUUAGAAACAAGUAGUAAGAAGUCUAUAGCUAAGAACGGAACCUUAUUUAUUAAAGACUGUCAACGUGCUGACGAAGCGAAUUAUACAUGUAGUGUCGAGAACACAUGGGGAAAGGAUCAUAUAACUUAUUCAAUUCGUGUCUUUGUACCACCAAAUCCACCCUCAUUAAGUGUUGUAGAUAUUUUUUCAGAUAGUUUGCUUUUACAAUGGUCUGACAAUAAUAAUGGCGGAAGUCCAAUUUUAGGCUAUGUGAUAAAUUUUAAAAAGGAUAGUGGAGAUUGGGAAGAGCUUCAAAUCGAUUCGAAAACAGACUCACAUCUUUUGUCUAAUUUGUGGUGUGGCACUAAAUACCAACUUUAUAUAACGGCAUAUAAUAAAAUUGGAACUGGCUUACCAUGCGAUAUUGUCAAUACGCAAACAAAAGGCCUUGUACCCGUACAGCCUAAACACUCUCAAAUUAUUACAAAUAAUUCAACUACAGUAACUUGUUGGCUCGAUUCAUGGGGCGAUGGUGGCUGUGGAAUUUCUUAUUUUGUUAUUGAAUGUCGAAUGUCAGGUCGUUCUCAUUGGAAUAUGAUAGCUAGUCAUAUAGCACCUACUGAAAGGACAUACACUGUAACAGAUCUUAUACCCGCAACUAAAUAUCAGCUGAAAAUUACAGCACACAAUAACGCAGGAUCAACAUCAGCAAUUUAUGAUUUUACUACAUUAACAGCUCAAGGAUAUUUAUUUACAGAAUCUGCUGUUCAAACGAGAAUGUUAUCAUCAACAUCUGAAACACCAUCAUUAGGCAAUAUGAUUACUAAAAGUCAUCCAGAAACAAGCUAUCCUGGCUCCCGUGUUCAGAAUAGUAAUUUAAGUUAUAGUUCAGGAGAAUCGAAUAAAUAUAAAAUUGAUGGAAAUGAAUAUAUUGAAGACCUUUGUCCCUAUGCGACAUUUCAACUCAAUAAGCAAACAUACAGUGAGAGCUCAUACAGUGGAAAUGUAUACAGCGGGCCUUAUCAUUCUGUUCGUGGAUCAUUUGUUUAUCAUGAUAAUCAGAAAGAUAGCUAUCGGAGCAAAGAACCUGAAUACACAAAAGUUCGUCGUUCUGGUUCACGAUUAAGAGACUCAGAAAAUCAGGAUAUUCAAUUCUUAGAAUCCGAUAAUCCAGGUUCAACUGAUUCAGAAGUCAGGAAAAUUUUAACUUUACAUAUUCCAAUUACUGAGUAUGACACUUUGGGUUCAGAAUCUGACAACGAAUGUUCAGCAAAAUCUGUUAAACAGGCAAAAUACAAAGCACAACGAGAAACAGUUGAAGAAACAUCUUCAUCAUCAGAAAAUUCACCGUCAAAUGUAUCACGUAAACAUAAGCCAACGUAUCCAACUCGAAAGUCAGCAAAAGCUUCUGCAAUGAUGAAACGUCAUGUUAGAAGUUCAAGUGGAUAUUCAAGUCAUAAUGAAGAAACGACAUUUAGUAUAUCGAAUUAUCCCAACACGUACACCGAUAUUGGUCCACCGAGUAGAUUUUCUGAUAGACUUACAAACGAAAAUGCGAGCGGAGACUCAUCAUAUGAAAAGAAAACCUCAAGUUCACCUCGAAUGCGAUCAAACCCAAAAUUUCAUCGUAGCGUACAUGCGAUGACAACAACGACAACAUCGUACAUUCUAUCAACAAUUGAACCGCAAAACACAAUGUCAACUUUAGAUGAUAAUGAUAGAUCGAAUGACCAUAAAAUGAUUAAGCUCAAUACAGACACGUCACCAUCUUUAGUCAAUUUAUCGAGUCUGAGUAAAAGUUUGGAUAUGGAGAGAAAUUUGAUGGUUAAUUUAGACGAACGAGAUCUCUGGUGUCGUUUCCAAAACUUGACAAAUGAAAUGAUUGUGACGAAAAAUGGUCGCCGCAUGUUUCCAGUUGUAAAAAUCAGCGUGUCAGGGUUAGAUGCAGCUGCUAUGUACACAAUAUUGUUAGAAUUCGUUCAAAUUGAUUCUCACAGAUGGAAAUACGUAAAUGGAGAAUGGGUUCCUGGGGGUAAAGCAGAAGCAGCGCCUAAUAAUCCAGUCUAUUUUCAUCCGGAAAGUCCUAAUUUUGGUGCUCAUUGGAUGAAGGAACCGAUUUCAUUCGCAAAAGUUAAAUUAACAAAUAAGACAAAUGGCAAUGGUCAAAUUAUGCUGAAUUCCUUACACAAAUAUGAGCCACGUGUUCAUGUUGUACGCGUUGGAAGUGAACAACGACAAGUGGUCACGUUUCCAUUUCCUGAAACUCAAUUUAUUGCAGUCACAGCCUAUCAGAAUGAGGAAGUAACAUCCUUGAAAAUUAAAUACAAUCCAUUUGCAAAAGCAUUUCUCGAUGCCAAGGAACGUCCAGACUCAAUUUAUAGCCGUGAAUCAGCUGCAUGUGGAGGCUGGUAUUUUCCAAAUUCAUUCACUGCAAGUCCAACGUCUUAUACAAAUUCAGAAAAGUAUACAGCUGCUAUAACUAAUAAGACAUCAUAUCGUACAACACCGUAUCCAACACAGAAGCCCACACCUGUUCGAGUUGUUAAUAAACAUUCACCACCAUCAAAUCAUUCUCCGCAAUAUAACCAGAAUGCGACAUCAAAUUAUACAGUUUUGGAAACAACAAAUUCAUCAUCUUUCUCAACAUAUCCUUCGUCUACGUGGCAACCGUCUACAUCAACCACAUCGGGUGCUUCUUAUUGGACAAAUCAAAUGCCACCAAAUGUUGGAAAUACAUCAUCACCUUCACCAUCUACAGGAAUCCAAAAUAUAUCACCAACAAGAUCUCCAAGUUCGCCUUAUGCUACUCCAUCACCAUCAGCAACUUAUCACCAUUUGACACCUCAAAAUCAUCAGCAAUAUCAGACGGGAGAGUUUCAAGGAAGCGUUUCUCCACAUUAUACGUCGCAAGCAUCUCCAGUUGUGCCUGUUCCACAAACUCAUCAACUUUAUUAUCCAUCAUCAUUAUCGCCAUCGUCACAUCAAAUUUAUAGCAAUAUGGGACUCAGUAAUUUUAGUUAUGCACCUGGAUGGCACGGAACUGCAGAUUAUGGAUUAUUUCAAAACACGUAUCAUUAUCAACCGGCUGAAUAUAUUCCAUUAAUUAACAAUAAUGAUGCAAGUACUUACAACCAAUCACCGAAUGAGAUGACACAAUCAACAACCUUAGAAAACCCAGAAAAGCCAAAUCAGUAUGAAUCAUUAACUCAAGCAACUGUAUAUCAUGCGGAUCGAGGGUCACAAGAAAUCAAUCGUUCUCCAGAUCAUGCAUCCAACAAUAAUAACAGCUUAGUAUUCACAAAGAAAGCAAAUUGGCCACCUUUAACGGAAGCUGCAUCAUCUUAGUCUAUGACCAAUAUUUUUUUUUGUAUUUUAAUUAUACUAUUUUGAGAUAUUAUGGAUGGUAAUUAAUUAAAUAAUAUUUUAGACUAGAAUUUUUGAUAGGGGUAAAAUCACCGAAAGAUAUUAAUUCCACGAUCCUGCGGGAUAAUAACCCCGAAAAUCGACAAUUUUUAUAUGUUCCCUGCGGGAUAUAUCUCCCAGGUAGAUAAUAAUUUCACUUACAUUUCUAAUCCCACUUAUUAUCUUUAUGGAACACGAUUAAAAUUAUGGAUUAAAUUAAAUCCAAAAACUUAUUUGUCAUAGUGGAUAAUAAUUCCACUUGUAUUAAUAAGUGGAUUUAUUAUCUAAUAGAAUUUUCAUCCAAAAACAAUCCCACUUAUUAAUUUGUCAAUUUCAUUAUUCCAAAAACUUAAAUAAGAAGAAAACAUAAAUAUUGGUUGAAUAUUUGCUUUUUAAAAAUAUAUUAUUCCAAAUUGUUUAAAAAAUAAAAUCAAGGUGGGUUCAAGUGGGUUCAACUGAUCUAAAGAUGUUAGCUAUUCCAUAUAAAAUUAUGUUCGAGAUUCGCUCGAAUGUUUAAAGAAAAUGUAGCUGUAAUUCCAUUUUGUUUCGCUUUAUUCAUUCGACUGUUUGAAAAUCACAGUUUUGUUCAAAUGUUAAGGAGUAGAUAUGUUCGAAAUGGACAUGAAAUUGGUGUUAGCCUAUUCAUAUAAACAGACAUUUUUUUUUUUGUUAAAAAAUCUCGAUAACGUUUUAAAUUUCUCAGUCUAAGAAAAAUAGGUUAUUUAUCAUGGUUCCAUAAUCCAAAGCUUUCAUAAUCCAAAUUCAAUGAGUUAUGUUUAAAAAAAAUGUUUUCAUUAAUUUCAUAUUACUGUGAAGGAUAAAUAAGCUAGAACUUUCGGAGAUAAUAACGACAAUUAAUUCUUUAGAAACCUAACCGAUCUAUUAAAAUGGUGAAAAUUCAACAAAAUUAAGUGAAAAAUUAAAAAUAUAUGUUUUAAAAUUUUGUAUUUUUUCACGGAUUAGGACAACCAAAAAGCUUUUUAAUAACUCG